AUGGAGGUAACUUGGGCAAAUAUCGUCUUCUUAAACUACUUUUCUCACCUUACCGCUCUACCUUUUGAUAAUGCUGGUGAUCUGGUGGAGGCCGAAGCUGACUCUAUUCCAUAUUCUCAUGCUCUCACAGGUGAUAUCGAAGACCCCAUUACCAGGGUUUAUGAUGCUACAAUGGUUCAUUCCUCUCCUAGUGGCCAUACCGCUUUGGACCUCUCUGAAAGCUACAUAUACUCCUAUUAUAGACAUGAAGGUCUCUAA
This is a messenger RNA of Strongylus vulgaris, 258 nucleotides long. The record is from the annotation of a GenBank genome assembly. NCBI's taxonomy places the organism in Eukaryota, Metazoa, Nematoda, Chromadorea, Rhabditida, Strongylidae.